Messenger RNA from Elephantulus edwardii (Cape elephant shrew), 1506 nucleotides. RefSeq names its product 7-alpha-hydroxycholest-4-en-3-one 12-alpha-hydroxylase-like. The record is from RefSeq and is a predicted model, not a curated record. Gene Ontology annotation, molecular function: sterol 12-alpha-hydroxylase activity; iron ion binding; heme binding. NCBI's taxonomy places the organism in Eukaryota, Metazoa, Chordata, Mammalia, Macroscelidea, Macroscelididae. Bases 1 to 1506 code for a protein of 501 amino acids. The transcript has a single exon.
AUGGUGCUCUGGAGUCUGGUGCUGGGAGCCCUGCUGGUGGCCAUUGUGGGAUCCCUGUGUCUGCCAGGGUUGCUCCGACAGCGCCAGCCCCAGGAACCCCCACUGGACAAGGGCCCUGUGCCCUGGCUGGGCCAUGCCAUGGCUUUCCGGAAAAACAUGUUUGAAUUCCUGAAAAGAAUGCGGGCCAAGCACGGGGAUGUGUUCACCGUGCUACUGGGCGGUCAGUAUUUCACCUUUAUCAUGGACCCCUUCUCCUUCGGUAAUAUUGUCAAGGAUACUUACAAAAAACUAGAUUUUACUGAAUAUGCCCAACAACUAGUGCUGAAAGUAUUUGGGUAUCAGUCAGUCCAGGGGGACCACCGGAUGCUACAUUCAGCCAGCACUAAGCACCUGAUGGGAACUGGGUUGGAAGAGCUCAACACUGCCUUGCUGGACAGCCUGUCCAUGGUAAUCCUGGGACCCAAGGGCCGCAGCCCAGAGGAGCCCAGCUGGCAGGAGGAUGGCCUCUUUCACUUUUGUUACAACAACUUGUUCAAAGCCGGCUACCUGAGCUUGUUCGGUUACACAGAGGACAAGGACCAGGACCUGGUCCAGGCAGAGGAGAUAUUUGUAGAGUUCCGGAAAUUUGAUCGCCUCUUCCCCAGGUUUGUCUACUCCCUGCUGGGGCCCUGCGAGUGGCAAGAAGUGAGCCGGAUCCAGCGUCUCUUCCAGGAAGUGCUCUCCGUGAAACACAACCUGAAGAAGGAUGGCAUCAGCGGCUGGCUCUCCUACAUGCUUCAGUUUCUGAGGGAGCAGGAUGUGGCCCCAGCCAUGCAGGACAAGUUCAACUUCAUGAUGCUCUGGGCCUCCCAGGGCAACACGGGACCGGCCUCGUUCUGGGCCCUCUUCUUCCUCCUGAAGCACCCAGACGCCCUGCAGGCUGUGAGGAAGGAAGCCACCACGAUCCUGGGGGAGGCCAGGCUGGAGGCCAGGCAGUCCUUCAGCUGUGACUGCAGUCUCCUGAAACACACCGCGGUGCUGGACAGCGUGAUGGAGGAGUCGCUGCGCCUGGCCGCGUCCCCCACCCUCAUCCGGGCAGUUCAAGGUGACUUUAGCCUGAAGAUGGCCAGUGGGCGGGAGUACCUGCUCCGCCAAGGGGAUAAAGUGGCCAUCUUCCCCUACCUCUCAGUGCAGAUAGACCCUGACAUCCACCCUGACCCUAUGGCCUUCAAGUAUGACCGCUUCCUCAACCCGGAUGGCAGCCGGAAGGUGGACUUCUACAAGGGAGGCAAAAAGAUUCCCUACUACACCAUGCCUUGGGGCGCAGGCGUCUCCAUCUGCCCAGGCAGGUUCUUCGCCCUCAGCGAGAUGAAGCUCUUCAUCCUGCUCAUGGUCUCCUACUUUGACCUGGAGUUGCUGGACCCGGACACCCCUGUGCCGCCUGUGGACCCUCAGCGCUGGGGUUUCGGCACCACUCAGCCCAGCUAUGAUGUGCCUUUCCGCUUCCGACUGCGGCCUGCUGUGUGA